GUUCAAAGUCCAAGGAUGCGUAUAUUGUAAUUAAAAGGACGAAUAUCGCAGAUGACACCAAUAGUACCCGUUGCAUAACAGUCGCUUUCAUCAGCUAGUUUUAAUCAGCGUGCUGAAAGAAAACAGCAAAGAUCAGUGCUUUAUUUUAGUCAAUAUGGCUUUGGAACGGUUGAAGAACAAGAUCAAGAGGGCCUUCGCCAGCAUCUCAGUGAUCACCUACGCACUCGUGGUCAUUUUCGGGACAGGUUCCUGGAUUGCCAUCAAUGGACUCUGGGUUGAGUUACCUUUAAUUGUUCCUGAAAUCCCAGAAAGUUGGUCGCUACCGUCAUAUCUAACUGUUAUGAUUCAACUGGCAAACAUAGCCCCCUUGACAUUUGCAGUGGGCAACAAACUUUUCCCACGUGUAGUUCGCGAGGUACCAGUUAUUUACAUCAGUGUUUUGGUCGGUAUUACGUCGUGCGUUCUCUUGGUAUUUUUUUGGAAAGAAACCAGUUACAUCGCAGGAGCGGAGAGAAGUACAGCGCUGCUUGUCCUGUGUUUCUUUCUGUCCAUGGUAGAUUGUACCUCAUCUGUGUCGUUUAUACCUUACAUGGCCAUCUUCCGAGAAGUUUACAUGAGCCCGUAUUUUGCCGGUGAGGGGUUAAGCGGGCUUCUUCCGAGUCUUGUAGCAUUGGGACAGGGAGUAGGUGGAGGUUCUCAUAACCCUUGUCCAGCUCCAAGCCCGACAGAGGCACCUUUGAACGGUACUAAUGGAACAUCAGGGAAUGCUACUGAUUCUGGAAGCUGGGGUCUUGAGCCAAAAUUCUCUGUUGAAGUGUUCUUCUGGUUUCUCAGUGCGAUGAUGACAGCUUGUGGUUUGGCGUUCCUUGCUUUAAAUACGCUUCCCAUUACUAAGCGACAGCAGGUUGGGAAAGACUCCAAAUCUUUGUAUCAUAUAAGUCCACAGCCAAGUGAAUCAGGCCUUGAGCUUUCCCCGGUGGAUGAGAAAAAUGAAAAAAAUGAAGUUGUCAUCGAUGAAGAUUUGUCACAAGGUGGUGUUUUGCUCCUGUUGCUGAUCAUAGCCCUGGCUGGGGGCCUGAGUAAUGGCAUUUUACCAGCUAUCCAGUCAUAUGCGUGUAUACCAUACAGCUACUACAUUUAUCACCUGACCCUCACACUGUCGGCUAUAGCCAAUCCUGUCACUUGUAUUCUGUUCCCCUUUAUAAGUACCACAUCAGUGGUAGUUAUCAGUGCACUGACCAUCAUGUACUUUGGUAUGUGUACCUACAUCCUCGUUGUGGCCUCACAAAGUCCUGAUGUGCUGAUGAAAUGUGACAAUUCUGGUGCUGUUUUGAUUGUAAGUAUAUUAAUUUUUCACUAUUUGAAUAUAGGAUAUUACAUGGCGGUGGCAAGAUAUGACAUUUUCUUUUGAGUGUUGAUACAGUCUAACCUCUCCUUACGGACUCCUCUAUAAUACAGACACCUCUCUAUUAUGUACAGUUCUUUGGUCCCAGAAAUGCCAAAAAUCAUACAUUCCCUGCCUCUAUAAUACCGACACCUCUGUAAAGUGGACAAUAUUGGUUCUGUCUCUUAGGUGUCUGUAUUAAAGAGGUUUGACAGUACACUCACUUGUGAAAUAUUUUUGAAAAUGAGAAGAGAAAUUGUGUAUCUCCAAAUCAUUGAAUCACUUUUAAGUGAAGAAAUGUUAAAACAUUGCUUUGCUUCAAAAGGUACAAUUUUAUGUAACCAUGGCAACAGUGAUCUUAAACAGUGCUAUUGGCACUUGAAAAGAUAUCAGGUUUUUGGGCCAAAGGUCAUGUGUUAUUUCAUUGGUUGCUUGUAAAUUAACCCCUUUAAACAUGCCGACAAAUGCACACUGUCAAAGGGAUAAGACUCCUUUGAUCCACCAAACUUGAAUUUUGGUUACAUGGGAAGUUCAAAACAUCACUCCUCAUCAACCUUUAUCUGCACGUGUUUAACCAUAUCCCUUCCUCUAGAGAUCUAAAUUCUUGAGACUGUCUCUUUUGCAGUAUCCUGCCCCCUCCUGUUGCCCCAAAUUAUAACAUGGGUGUGGUACAAGACGUUAUACAAAGUUACUUGAAGUACAGAUUGUCAAAAUUGGCUUUUUUGACAAAUAUAGUCUUGUUGGCGAUUAAACAUGUCCCAAAUGCAACAGAAACCAUACUGUGAUGGAAAAGGUUUUUUUUGAUUUUCUGGGGACAAAAAAUAAAAUGAGCUUACUUCCAACAUAAAGCAAAUAGAAACUCAAAAUUCAGGAGAUUUGGUGACCAGUAGGUCAGCUGGUAGAUUUGUGCUAUUUCCCGGAGACCAGAUACUCCAGGAGAGUUGCCAUAUACCGUAAAAUACUGAAAAUAAGCCCCUCCAAAUAUAAGCCCCCCAAACAUGUAACGCAAAGAACCCUCUGUUAAAUCACCCCUCUAAAUAUAAGCCCCCCAAGGGGCUUGUAUUUGGAAAUUGCCCUCAAAUACAAAGUAAAACAAAGCAAAAACAGUAAAUUUCCUUCCAAGUAUAAGGCUAGCCCAAUAGAUUUUGAAACGCAAAUUUCCCUCCGUAGAUAAGCCCCUCCAAAUAUAACCCCCUCCAAAAAUAAGCCCCUCAGAAAGGGCCUUUGGAAAAUAUAAGCCCCGGGGCUUAUUUUCGGAAUUUUACGGUAUGUUACACCCAUUGUGACAUCAUCACUUUUGUUAAAAUCAUUAGCCUGCUUUGGUGGCUGUUUUGAUGAGUGCGUUUUGAGGGAGGAUCGAGGAAAAGAGAAAUGCCCUCUUUCUGUUUUUGGCCACAUUGUACUGCCUGUUUUAACUAUUUGUCACUUAUCUAAUUUAGCAAAGAAACUAUGGUAGAGUGACAACGUUGCUUUCGAUGAAACAUUUUGAACUGGCUAUAAUGUAGAUUAUGUGGUAGAAAUAGUUUGGCAAUAAGACUUGUAUGGAUAUAAUAAAUUUUAUAUCAAGUCAAGUACUCAUAAUUAUUUGAAAGAGUCUAUUCAAGGCAGUCAUUAGGUAGGUGCAAAGUACAAAACUUGGACAGGAUCACGUCAUGAUCAUUUACAUACUUAUCAGACAAUAUAACCUAUUGCUUUCCCAAAAAUUAUGUAAAUGAGUUGAUCCUGUCUGAGUUCUGUUCCUGCUAGUGAACUUUCUAUAGAAAAGCAUUUCGCUAAUUGACUCACUAUUCAGUAUCCUGUGGCACACAGCUGUAUCGUAAACAAUAAGCUUUACAGGUUGCUUAUAUGAUGGUAUUGUUAUAAAAUGUGUUUCUCUUCAAAUGAUAGGUUGUGAUAAGUGUUGCGGCUGUUGCUGUGGUGACAUACGUCAAAGUUGCCAUUGGAGGAAUCAUGCGUGAAAAAGGCCGCAAACAUUUGCUGUGGUAUGGAAUAAGCACUCAAGUGGGGUCCUGUGUGGGUGCUCUUGCAAUUUUUGCCCCUGUAAAUGUCUAUCACAUGUUUAAGCAAGAAUGAAUGAGACUGGAUGUGAUUCAGUCUUCCCUCAAUGGUACAUGUAACUGUUGUAAAACACCUCACCAUUCUUUCAUAAGUUUAUUUUUUAAAACUCACUUUGCUUUUUAUAAUCAUAUGAUUAUUCCUAGAAACACCCAAAUCUCUAGUUUUAAAAGUUGCUAAGCUUAGUAAAAAUGAAAACAGGACUGAAUAAAGUCCAAUUUGGUCUGUAUCCAUCAAGCAGGUGAUCAAAUAGAAUCGGACAAAUUCUUAGCAGAAGACUGAAUUGUUUAUCACUAGAGUGGUAUGAGAGAGCUUUAGAUUCUAAGACGAGGAUGACUACAUGAACAAUAUUUUCCUAAGACUAAGUAGUGUGCACGUGCAAACCAAGUCAUCUUGGUGGUAAAAUGUGAUAGCCAUUAUCAUUCUCCUAUGAGUUCUAGCGAGAAUGUUGUGGUGGUGAAAACAAGUUAUCAAAAUUUAAUGUUAGGAAAUGGAAAUAAGUCAACUAACUUUUGUGGUGAAAAAAGUACAAUGUUGCUUUCCAAGGUGUCUAUGUUUAGAGAAGAGGCAAGAAAACUUAAAAUUGAAAUGUCGUCUUCGUAGACGUCCUCAAAUGUAAAGCUCUCUGUUAUCACAGACCAGAGUGGAUGACAAAAAAGUUGUGUUAUCAGUCAUAACUGUGUGAUUGAAUUUUUCAAGUACAAGUUAAUAACAAGGUUUGGUGUUAAGUAAUGAAUAGAACUGAAGUAGUCUUUGUGAAUUUUCUGGUUAGUCACCCUGAAAUUUCUUUUUGGCUUAAUCAGUGCUGUCACUUUUCUGGUUGAUAGCUAUACCCUGUAAUUCAUUUGUGUGGGAAAAAUAAUAGAUUGUAGCCUUGGGUGACAAAAAUAUUUUCAGAACUCAAGUUGUCUCGAAAUUUGUCAAAAUUUUUUAAAAUUAUUUUUUGAAAAGUUCUAACUACUAGUGGUACUUCAUUUCCAAAGUAGUUUACCAGUAUAAUAAAUAUCACAGCCAUGCUCUUGUCCGUUCAAAGAGAAUUUGUACAGCUCCUUAGUUGGAUUAAAUUUUGUCAAUUUUAAUCUUCUUGCUGUUAUUUAAAAAUUGUUUUUACAUAUUUAUUAUCACAUGAUAUAAUGUAAGCUUAAAAUUGUGCUGAGUAAGCUUAAAAUUGUAGUGAUAGUUCCUAUAAACUGCAGGCUUCUUUUAUCUUUGGACCACCAGGUGCAGCAAGUUUGGAUGGGAUACUCAGUGGCAAAAUCAAUGCACUGAGGCAAGGGAAAGAACUUUCUGGAACUUUCUCCCUCUAAUUUUUUUUUAUUCAGUAAACAGGAGUGUCUGGGAGCUCUUGCCAAAUUUCUUUUGAUAACUGUGCCUGGAACAAUUUCAUCCUUAAAAUGUCACACCCCAAUUAGCUGCCGCUGGGUCUUAUCUGGUCUUGAGAUUUCAAAAAAAAUUUAAAAUUUUGUCAAAAAUUGAAUAGUGCUAUCUGCUGGAUAAAUCACAAUCCAGCAGAUAAGUGUUAGGGAGGCCAAUAGCGUUUCAAGUGGUUAAAGUUAUCCAACUUUUGAACAGCUGCGCCAAGUCUUUUAAAGGUAAUGGAGUUUAAUCUGCAUCUUAACAUGGAGCUUUGGGGGGAGUUGGUCAUUGUUGGUAGUCUGAAAGGAUUACAAUUGGAUUGGAAACAGUAAAAGUCAUAAAAUUUUAUCUUUUUGGUUUGGUCUAAGCGUUGGUGAUACAUGAAAUUAAUUCGGGAGAAGUAAUCUAGUUAUAAGCUUAAAUCACAGUAGACAGGGUUCGUAGAGUCUUGAAAAAGUUUUGAAAUUUUCCGAGCAAUUUUCCAGACCUGGAAUAAGUCUGGAAAAUAGAGAUGAAGACCGGAAAAAAAGGUAAAAAGUCUUGAGUUUUUUUUUUCAAAGCUACAACAAGUGCUUUUUUGUGUGAAUUUUUUUUUCGUUUUGAUCAAACCUUAUUAAAUCUUGCGCGUAUGUUUGCAGCCCACCAGCGUUUUUCUAAGGUCUCUGUUAAUCACCUAUUUAAUGACCCUGACUCUGAAAAAAAAAUUUCUUUUGGAAAAAAGUCUGGAAAAAGUCUUGUAUUUUGAAUUCAAAAUUCUGUACGAACCCUGAGUAGAUGUUAGGGAGUCAUUAUUAAAACGUUACUUACAGUUGUUAGUAGUCUCCUUGAUUUAACAUUUUUAAUGUUUAUCAUAGGUAGUUCAACGUAAGUUAAAUAAAAAUUGUGAACAAGGCUGAAUGUUUCCAUUCAUCUGAAAUGUGCAAAGAAGUCAAAUAAUUGUGGGUUGGCUUGGUGACUGAGUCCAAAUAUAGUGUUUUUUUCCUUAAUUAUUC
Molecule: messenger RNA, 5787 nt
Organism: Porites lobata
Lineage: Eukaryota; Metazoa; Cnidaria; Anthozoa; Scleractinia; Poritidae
Source: the annotation of a GenBank genome assembly